GAAGCGCAUGUCUGCCGUGGUUCGCACGCCCAGCGGUGAGUCCUGGCUUCUGGCCAAGGGUGCGGACAACGUGAUGAUGGAGAGAUCGGACCUUGUCCCGGAAUGGCUGACGCUGAGCUUGGCAAACUUCUCGAGGAGUGGUUUGCGAACCUUGGUUCUGGGUCGCCGGCGUUUGCAUCUGGACGAAGUGCAGGCAUGGCUGCAGACUUACGAUGCUGGCUUGGGCGUUGGGAGGAAUUUGGAUGCUGCACAAUGCGCGUUGGAGGACCGAGAAGCCAAGCUUCAGGCUGCCGCAGAGAGGAUUGAGGUUAAGCUGGAGAUGGUGGGCGUGACUGGCAUAGAGGACACUAGGCUAUGCCUAGACCUGUCUAACGUGGAACUCCUGGGGCUAUCCCGAGCGCUUGCAGCCCAGGACAUCCGGGUCCUGGAGCACUCUGAGGACGUGGAGCAAGCACUGCAGGAGCUUGCUUCACCAGAUCCCGAUGAUUUUGACGAGUCAGCACUGAUGGUCACUGGUGCAGCCCUGGAGCAGAUCACAACUGCGGGGCUUCUCAAGGACUUUCUGGAUGCCUCAAGUAGCUGCAGCGUGGUGAUUGCCUGUCGCGUCUCACCUCUCCAGAAGGCGCAGCUGGUGCGUAUGGUUCGUGAAUCUGCAGAUCCGCAGCCUGUCACCCUGGCUAUCGGAGAUGGCGCCAACGAUGUGCCGAUGAUCCAGGAGGCCCAUGUUGGCGUAGGCGUGUCCGGCAAGGAAGGUCGUCAGGCUGUCAACGCAUCCGACUUCGCAAUUGCGCAGUUCAGAUUUUUGGAGCGGCUGCUGCUGGUCCAUGGACGGUGGGACUACCGCAGGACAUGCAAGUUCAUCUUGUACACUUUCUGGAGGAAUGCAAUCAUUACAAUGCUGCUGUUCUACUACACCUUUUUCUCCGGGUAUUCGGGAACCUGCAUGUUCACAAGCACUGUUUGGACAUCUUUCAGCAUGGUCCUCUUCUGGCCGAUCAUUGCAACUGGUAUCUCAGAUCGCGAUGUUACGGACAAGCAGGCAGUGGAACAUCCUUCACUGUACGAAACCGGCCGGCUCGGACUGGAUCUCAACAUCACUAAGAUGGUAGAGAUGUUGCUCUCCGCUUUUGUCCACUCAUUUGUGAUCAUGACAAUCGCGGUAGUGGCAGUGAUGGACCUGGAUGUGGCAGCAACGGGCUCCUACUACUCCUUUGGGUUUAUGGUGUUUUCCUGGGUGGUGUUGACAAUGAACUAUCGGGCCACAUUCAUUACCACCACCUACAACUCGGUAUUUGCCGCUGCGCUCGCAGUCUCGUUCAUUUCGUACUUGCUUUUUGCUUUCGUGUACUGCAAUCUGCCCUCCGUAUUCCCAGAGGUGUAUGGAAUCUUCCGGCAUGUCGUGCGGAACCCUGUCUUUUGGAUGGGAAGCUUGGCAGUGCCACUGUUGGCGGUCAUGAUUGACAUGUUCAAGGCAUACUUGGUGCUCGAGUUUUUCCCUGACAAGCGCGACCUCAUCCUCGAAGUGAGCUUACAGGGGAAGCUCUCCGACAUCUUUCGACAUCCUGCCGGGGACUAUGCCCAGCGCGGGCGCUCCUCCAGUUUGCAGAGGAGCGCAACUUGGCAUACUGGAGAAGUGUCCACCAUCAAUUCGAGCUAUGCCUUCAGCUUCCCAGAAGGUCAACGCGUGCAAGCAGUUGGGUCGAUUCCUCGAGUGCCCAUGGACUUUGACACCACGCUGAUAGAUGCCAUGCCAGCGCAGACGAUGCGGCCCUCGCCGAGCUUUGCAGCCGUUGCGUCAGAGUCAGACUCGGGCUCUGGAGGCAGCGAAAGCUACGUGCCGCCACUUCAGCGGCCCAAGUCGAGCAACUUUGCGCAGCAGAAGAUGCCUUCCCUGCAGUUUGCAUUGAACCGCAAAGUUGUCCUGGUGGCGCUCAUAUCCUCAGGCGUUCUUUUCGUGCUGAUGGGCCUCAUGACGCUUCUGUACUCCUUGAGCUCAUCACAGUUCAGAGUGGUCUAUGAUGCUCCGCAUGAUUGGCCGCGAUGGAGUAUAGAGAGUGAGGCCACUUAUGUCGGCGAACGCUUCCUCCGCCAUUGCCCUGCUCCCAAGACCUGCAGCUUUGAGAUUGCUGUUCCUGCUGACCUUGAUCCACCAAUUCAGGUGUAUUAUGAGAUAGCUCCGUUCCUGCAGAACUAUUUCACAUACAUCAGCUCCGUCGCCUGGCAUCAACUCCAGGGACAUUCUGACCCUGAAGCUGGUGACCUGUGCGUGAGCCGCACGCGUCAGACGCCGCAAGGGAAGGCGAUCUUCCCCUGCGGACUUAUUGCAACCUCGGUGUUCAACGACACCUUCGAGCUGGAAGGAAUUCCUAUUGACACAGAGUCGUCCCACAUGCCUGUAUGGCGAGAGUUCCACAACCCAGCCGACUAUCCAGAGCGCCCCAAUGUGUCCUGGCUCUACCAGCGGUAUCCAAUGGUUACGAGCGAAGAGCUGGGUGUUCAAAGCAAGCGAUUCAUCGCGUGGAUGCUGCCUAACUUCUUGGGUCGAGCGGGGAAGCCUUAUGGAGUCAUCUCGCAGCCACUGAAGCGGGGGCAGCUCCUGACUUUGCACAUCUCUUCCACGUUUCCGGUUGCUGGGAUGGGAGCCCACAAGACCCUGCUGCUGACCCGAGGGGCUCAAAACUACACGCUUGCCUACAUCCUGUUGACGA
This is a messenger RNA of Symbiodinium pilosum, 2708 nucleotides long. The record is from the annotation of a GenBank genome assembly. Lineage: Eukaryota; Dinophyceae; Suessiales; Symbiodiniaceae.